AUACUUAAGCCUACAUCAAUCCAUCAGUGCAACCAUGGACCUUGCAACUAACGUUUUCGAAUCCAUUGUAAGCUUUGAUAUCUGCACAUCACCCCACAUCACAUGUGAGUAAAUGUCAACUGCAUGAUUCUAGUGUUGAUAGCGAGAUACAAAUAGAGAAAUGACAAUGAGUAAUCACGGCAGUCGUUGAUGAUCUACUUCUCGCCGAAGUCUUUCCAGCAAUUUUCUCGAAUUUAUGGACCAAUUAACGGCUCGCGAUCUAGGUCAAGAUGGUGUAUGAUGUGUGUGUAGUUGGAGCUGGUAUGGUGGGGUCAGCUGCUGCCAAAUGGCUUUGUAAACUGCAACAGGACACUAAAAUCUGUCUAAUUGGGCCCCUGGAGCCAACCGAAAAGGAAUGGGAAGAUGGGAGGCGGGAAGUUUUUGCAUCUCAUUAUGACGAGGGUAGGGUGACGAGGGAGCUUGAUGCUGAUUAUACAUGGGGGCUGCUAGGAAAAAGAUCUAUCCAAAGAUACAAAGAAAUUGAACAAGAAAGUGGAAUCAAUUUUUACCAUGAGGUUGGAUGUGCUUUCAUCGACACCAAGGGAAAUCAAAAUAUGCAAAAUUUCAAGGAAACUGCUCGAAAACUAGCAAUUCAGCACGAGAUCUUCAACUGUGAGACUUUCCAAGAAAAAUUCCCAUAUCUUCGGGUGAACCAUGAUAGCGAAUGCAUUUGGACGGCUAAGAGGGCUGGCCACAUCAGCCCUCGGAAACUCGUCGCCGCUCAACAGAAGAUUGCAUCAUCGCUCGGCUGUGACGUGAUACAUGAAGUGGUGACCACCGUUAGUGAAGUGACGUCACAAGAUGGAGACACAGUGAUGCGCGUGUUGUCCGAGAGCGGGAGGGUGAUUUUUGCCAGACGUGUGCUCCUUUGCACAGGGGCGUUUACCAAUUUCCAUAGUAUUCUUCCUAAGGAUAGGAAGCUUGAUUUCAAUAUGUGCAAGACUUUUGUAGUAAAGGCUGAGUUAUCGGAACAAGAUGCAAUGAAGAUGUCGGCCAUGCCAAGUAUGCUUCUGGAUAACAAGAACUGUUACGUGCUGCCUCCGAUCAAAUAUCCCGAUGGAAAAUACUACUUGAAGCUUGGAUUGUGGUUCAGUUUGGAUAAUCAGUUCGAUGAUAUCCAAGGAGCGGCAGAAUGGUUCCGAAGUCAUGGGAGAAACUAUGAUACCUCAAAGACAUUAGAUGUGCUACGAGAACUGGUACCAGAUAUUCGACCACUAGGUCUGACGACAAAUUCCUGUAUUGCCUCCAUCACCCCUACUGGUCAGCUCUUCUGCGACAUGAUAAACCCUCGUCUUGGUGUUCUCAUUGGUAUGAACGGGCUAGGGGCAAAGUGUAGCAACGAAAUCGGACGAAUGGGUGCAAGCAUGAUCUCAAAAGGAACCUGGAAUUAUGACUUAAAUCCGGAUCUGUUCAAAGUUCAAUAUAAGAAGAACGUACUCCAGGGAAAGCUUUAGAAGAUGGAGGUUUGAGUCAGGAUUUUAUGUGAAUUUGAUUUAUCCACCUAUGUUGCAUUAACUGUCCAGAGUCCAAAACCUUUGACUGGGCAAAUAUAGUCGAUCAACGUCAGCUUGGGAAAGGGUAUGUUUGAUUUUGCCUCUGAUCCCAACCUGCUUGCGCGGUUGCGAUGAUGUUUGGGAUGGCCUUUUUUGUUUGUUUCGACGACCAUGAGGAGCCUUUGACCAGACCAAAAUGAUAUGAAAAUCUUGAUGAUUCGAGUAGUUGUUGGUGUGUUAAAAUAUGGAGCCAAUAAAUAGAUAGAAAAGGGGGCAUCGUUAUCGGUUAAUUCGUACCAUGGGUUUCGGUAUCAGUUAUAUUUAACACGGUGGUGGGAGAGUGGGGUGAUUUCAAUUUUGCAUAUCGUUUUGGCGUUCUACAAAAUAAAUUAAUUCUAUAAUUUCACAUAAGUUAAUUACUGCAUCACCAAAGAUUCUAUUUAAAAAAAUCGUAGAUGUGACUGGAACCACUUUGAUGUGCAAGUGACACCGAGGAGUACCACCCCAUUGUCUGACGAUGAUUUUCUAAAUAUUUCCAUAUUACUGUAUAAGCCUAUAUGGAUUAUAAGCACAACGAUUGACAGACUCUCCCAUAGCUCACUCUUUUACAUGCAACUCUGAAGUAAAAGUAAUAUGAAUGUAUAGGUUGUAAAUUACACCAUAGCGUAUUUUAAUUAUUAAAAUACUUGAUCUACCAUUUGAAAAUUUAUAGGAUGAAGCUCGAGACCCAUUCGGCUUCAGAAAAACAAAAUACCCCCCCCCC
Molecule: messenger RNA, 2295 nt
Organism: Lytechinus pictus (painted urchin)
Lineage: Eukaryota; Metazoa; Echinodermata; Echinoidea; Temnopleuroida; Toxopneustidae
Exons: 6
Coding region: 270-1493 (407 amino acids)
Molecular function (GO): sarcosine oxidase activity; flavin adenine dinucleotide binding
Source: RefSeq, a predicted model, not a curated record